Molecule: messenger RNA, 10360 nt
Organism: Bactrocera oleae (olive fruit fly)
Lineage: Eukaryota; Metazoa; Arthropoda; Insecta; Diptera; Tephritidae
Source: RefSeq, a predicted model, not a curated record
UAUCUGGCAAUACACAAUAUCAAGUAAUUCCGCGUCGCAUAAAAAUCUCAAAACGUUUGGCGCAAUGCAUGCAUCCAGCACUGCCAUCUGGUGUGCAUUUAAAAGCACUGGAGACCUACGAUGUUAUCUUCGGCAAAACGGGCGCAGAGCGUUUGGCGCAAGAGCUUUUCAUAUACAGUGCCGGCCUCUUCCCACUACUCGGCUAUGCGGCAAUGAAUGUGCGUCCUGCACUAUUGGGCAUUUAUGAGACCUACUUUGUGCCACUGGGCGAUAAGCUACGCCCAGCGCUUAGUGGUUUCCUCAGCGGUGUACUGCCCGGCUAUGAGAAUGGCUUGGAUCAUUUCGAUCGCACGAAUUCCUUACUUACGCAAGUUUGCACCGCUGUCAAUCCGACACACUUUUACACUGUGCUCUGGGAAUGUAUGGCGACAAAUGCUUCUAUACGCUUGCCUGCGGUCACCUAUCUACUCGAGCACUUCAACAAACGCUUGAGCAUGCAGGAGCAAGUAUUUAUUAUGGGACACAAUCGUGAUAUUAUGAUGUCCGGCCUAUGCGCUUGCCUCAAUGAUAGCGUUAUUUUAGUACAACGUAAUACAUUAGAAUUUCUACUACUCGGCUUUCCCAUGCAUACCAUCUACCUAACCGAAGCGGAUCUCAUCAAAUUGGUUACGAAUGGUUUGAAUACAAUUUUACGACGUGAUAUGUCACUGAAUCGCCGCUUAUAUUCUUGGUUGCUUGGCAGUGAGGUGGCUAAGAAUUCACCUACUUAUGACACAACUUCACUAGAUGGCGCGCCCGCAGAGACGGAAACAUAUUUUGAGAAGCAUUCGAAACAUAUUGUCAUAAAAUCUUUGAUAUGUACGCUGAAAUUCAGUUUGGAGAGCAACCCAGUGGAUGUGAAGCCAUAUCGUAUAAUGGUUUCACUUUUGGAUAAAGCGGAAAUCGGUAGCGCUGUGCUGGAUCAUGUGCUCUGCGAUAUUAUACGCACCAUGUCGUUGUCGAGCAGCAGCAAUUCGGAGGUGGUGAAGUCGGCCAAUCUACUAUUUGCCACAUUCGACCCAGUUUAUAUUUGGAGUUUUAUGACGAGCAUGUAUGACAAGUCGUGCAAGAAGACCAACAAAUUCAUGACUCGCUCACAAUCGAGAGGAAAAUUAUCACGUAGCAUUUCGCGCAGCAGCAAUGAAACGAAAUUUCAAUGUGAAGUCGGCUCUGGCGAUCCUAGUCUGGUGGAAAUAUGCUAUCUUACCGAAUUUUUACUAGAAACCAUCUCCUUGGAAAUGUACAAUGAAACGACGCGCAUUUAUUUGCCAAAAGUAUUUCUAGCUAUCACACAGAUGCUCACCAUACAUCUAGACAAUAUAAGUAGUGAUGAAGUAAAUGCUUCACUGAAGCUAUGCAUGAAAAUUGUUUCACGCGUGCAGCCGAUGAUUACUAGCCCCAUAAAGCUCGUGCCACGCACCAAUCACGGCUACUACUCAUCCUCCGAUGAAAAAGCUAGUAAUGCCAAUAAAAGCGUACUGAAGAAUACAUCAAUUGCGCAAGUUGCUGGCGCUAUGUAUGCGCUAGAGAAGAGCAAAUCCGAUUCGAAGUUGAACCAUUUUUCGGGUGACGACAGCAAUGGCAUGUCACAGCAUGGCAAAAAUAAGGGCGUUUAUGCUUAUACCGAGCCGCCAAUGCGACGCUCGAACUCCAAUCAGCAUAUGGAGCGUAAAAGUCCAAAGAAGAAGAAGGCCAAAUCCACAUCAAAGCUAUCAGAACUGGAUAAAGAGAUUUGCCCCGACACUGGACAAAUUAUCGAGCCACAAUCCUCCUCCGACUUGGAUACGCCAUUGAGCAUUAAAAAAUUAAAAUCGAAAGCCACAAAACCAUAUAUGCGCAUACGCACCAGUCCCAAGAAGACACGUCCCAAGGACAUCGCACUCACCGGACCCAAAUCACUCGAUCCAGCUUUACUGAAAACCCAGGAUGAAACAGACGAUUUGCCAAAGAGCGCACCAGCCACCGAGCAGUUAGCCAAAGAUCGUGUGGAGGAAUUGAUUUUCGACUAUAACGAAGCUAAUGCUAACAACGAAGAAGAAUUCUCAAUACUAGAAAAAUGCAUUAGACAAUAUGAGAUUUUCUUCGAACUCUAUUUGACACGUCACGUUUUGCAAAUUAAACGCGCCACUGCAGUGGACGAGGAGAAAUGUCGCAUUAAAGUCGAAGUAGAACGCGAACAGCCGCUUAGUGUGGAGCAUAUUUUUCAAAAUGAGCAGAUCUAUGAAGACGCAAGCCCUGAACGGCUCGUAGAAAUCGAACGACUCUUUGACACGCUGCGCGUUAAUGUAAUGAGUCGUUCCAAACAGCUGCAUAGCUUACUAAAUCGCUCGUUGGGACAGACUAAAGCCACAACUGCAGGCACCGGCACUGAUUCAACCACCAGCGAUGCGAGCGAUGAGGGCGAUGAGACGCAAGUGACAUGCGAUGACAGAACCGAACGACGCAUACAAACGCUAAUGGAUUUACGUGUAUCGAAUAGUUUGCGUAGCGCUAUAAAAUUGGCAGCAAAUUUGCUCGUAGAAAUGUCCACAUUCCCCAAUUGCAAUAAGAAUAUUGUGUUGGAUAAGAAUGACAAAGAGAUACCGAGUUGGUUGAAGGUUCUCUGCCUGGUCACGGCGUAUACGCAAAGCGAUAAAGAAAUGCAGAUAGCUGCGAUCACGACGCUCUUCGAUUUAAUUAGCCUACUCAAGUCUCAAAUCGAACACACCACCAGCCCCGGCGUGACCUUUGUGGUAAUGCUGCCACUGCUCAAAUUCGGUCACGUCAGCUAUAUUGAACAUAAAACGCGCAUCUUUCAGCUGAUCACCUCCGUGUUGUGGAAUUACUUGGGUGAACCGGGCGUUGAUCCGGCGCAGAUCACUUCGUUGCUCUAUCAGCUGCAUAAUUGCUUGGAGAGCGGCCUGGUGGAGACCAUCAUCGGCAAUCGUAUGUAUGCGCAUAGCAUGCAUCAACAAUUUGCCGCCGCCGAUGCCUUGGCAGCUGCCAGCUGGGGCGAACAAUACAGUAGUAUGUUGCCGCAAACUGCGCUACGUAAUUACCGUUACGAUCGCGCGCGUGAUGUGCAAUUGGUGUGCGCUUCACCCGCGCGUCCAGUGACGCGCGCUGCCAUUGAGCAGCUAAAAGAGAGUGAAUCGAAGAGUUUUCGCAAGUUUGAGCUCCUCUGGCAUUUGGGGCGUGACAAACAGCCCUCCAAGGGUUUCGAAAAAACGCUGUUGAAAGUGUUGGAUACUCUGGCGCUGCCGCAAUAUAUGUCUGUGCGCACUUGUGUCACCAAAUGGCUACAGUCCGCUUUGCUGCGUGGUGAUUUACCGCGUCUCAUCAAGCCGCUCUACAAAAUACUGCUUGGUCCACAAACGAAACGUAUUGGCAUUAUGCAUUUGCACGUGCUGGAACAGGAGCGCAGCGAAGAAGGUAAUGGGCAAACAAAGGCGAGCGACAAGCUACAGUUGGGCGGCGCGCAGAGCGACAAUUCGCUGGAACGUGAUAUUUAUGCCAUCAGUUCUGAGUAUGGCAAUAUCAAGUAUCACAUGGACACCUCGAGCCACAAGAAACGCAGUCCAAUACGUAGUUUCCACAAGAAGAUUUUCGGUGUAGCUUUGAGCAGCAAAAAUAAAACAUCGAAUUUUUUGAGCGACAAAACGCCCACACAAACUAUAGCUGCUGCAGAACUACCAGACGCCACCAUAGGGCUCAUAGUCAAUCCGCUAGAUAAUUCGCCGGAUUUCGAUGAUGCUGAAGACAAUGAGACAGAGUGCGAAAUGCACGAGUUGACUUCGAAAAGUGAUGCACAUUCCAUAACAAAGCCAGCAGAGCAGUCACAAAGUGUGAAGAGCGCAGUUGAGGAUGACGAUGCCGCCGAAGAGGAGGACGAUGAUAAGGAAGAGUUGGACGCGCAUGACUUCGAACACGACUACACGGAUGACUCGGAGAGCAGCAUGUUCGAUUCUGAAUCGGAAAAUCGCGAAACAAGCGUAGAGAAGGACGACAGCCUGACGAUCAGCUCCAGUGUUGGUGUCGUUGGUAAUGGCAAUACCACUGUUGGCGGCAAUCUCAAACGUUUCGUCGGCGACUGCGAACGCGUAACUGAGUUGUUGUCACAACACGAACGCACGAAAAAUCGCAAAACGUAUCGGCUAACGCGUGAGAAAACGCCUGGUGAUUCGAGCUUAGCUUCGGUCACGUCAACUACAGACGAACAUUCUUCACUCGGCGCGCCAACACAAAUUUCUGGUAUACUGGAUGACUCGGCGCAUGCAGCUGAUGAAUAUUUCAGCACCAAUAAUGGCAGCGCCAACGAUACCGCAGCUGCAGAGACAACACUCAAAGAUUUAGGAGCGCAAAUGUCCGCGCAGCCAAUUGAUACACCGCCACAAACACAGCAGCAAAGUAACGCGGGCAGCGGCAAGCAUAAGCGCGCACAUGGCACAACAAAAUUGAAUAAGAAAAAACUUGGCGCGGGCAAAAAGUCGCCUGGCGGCAGUGAUAAGAAACGCAUGAGCUGCAUUUCGAAGACCUCAACGGAUAGCAACAACAGUUACUCUGGACUGGCCGGACCGCACAGUCUGCAGGAGGAGCCCAUUACAUGCAAUUCACUGCAAAGCGACGACGAUGAUGAGGAGCUGUACGAGUCGCGCUCACAAUCCCAUUCGCUCACAACCGCGUCCACUAUAAAUGUUGAGGAUAAACGACGCACGCUCAGUUUGGAGACAAGUCAGAAGCCCAGCCAACCGAAAUCUGAAUGGGCACUUACACAGGAAACACUGGAGAAGAGCAAACAGAAUUUGCAGAUUUUACGUCAAAAUGCCGCCGCCGCGCAGCAACAGAAUGGCAACGGUGGCGGCGAUGCUGGUAGUAAGCGUUCAUCGAUGAAGAGCGGCAAUUCAAGCAUAAGCGCGGGUGAUAUAUCCGCGCGCCUGGUCACCGACCAAAUGCCCAGCUACUAUCAGCAUAUGCUCAUCUACGCCAGUGGCGCUUACGACACAAAACAAACGUUGUACGCAUUCCAAACGCUACGCAACAUCAUCACCUGUGACACGCGCACUUUUCUCUGUCUGUCGAUCACCACCUCCGUGGCCAGUGGCACAUUGAAACAGCUGCUGAUACGUCAUCGCAAAUGCAUGCAGGGCAAAGGCUUUACGGGCAGCAUCAAUAACACCGAGUACGCGCAAAGCUAUCGCGCUUGCAUGCAUCUAGAGGUGUUGGUCACAAUAUGUCUCUAUUAUGCGCGCGGUUUCUUUCAUCAUGAAGCGCGUUAUGCAGAUAGCGCCGCCGACGCUCCCAACGCUGAAGAUGUAAUGGGCAACUGUCGCGUGCAGUUGGAGAGCGUUGAGCUGCUCUCACUUAUAUGCGCUGAGCUAAUAGAUAUCGUGCGCGGCAUGGGUAAGGGACUGGCAUAUUACAUCGCCGACCUGAUGGCGCGUUGCAAACUACAAAAAGUGAUACUACAUUGUCUCAACGCAUCGGUGAGCAUGUUUAGCGGCCAACAGCGCCAGCAGAAAUCACGCGCGUCAGAUACGCUGCCUGCGCGCAUACUGAAUUUCAACAAUCCCCAAGAUGAUCAAUUGCAUGCUGAAUCGCUGCAAUUACAGCUGCUACGCCUACUCAUGUCUGUGAUAAAACUUGAAUAUGAAGUACAGCUGCUGAAACAAGAGAGCAAUGGCGCUAACGCAAACGGCGCUGGUAGCAGCAAGGAAGACACCUCGGGCAAUAUAUCACCGACGCGUCUGUCCAACAUUGGCGGCGAAGCAAGCGUCACAAAUGUCAAAUACUUGCCCAGUUGUUUGAUCAGUCAGCAGCCGAUGUUUCUCGCCGCGGUGCUAAGUGCGCUACAGAAUGAUCAGUUGCGGCAUUUACACCGCAACUGGACCGAUUUGGUGACUGCAUCGUUGAAUUGUUUCAGCUGCGGCUCGCUUACAAACAUCGUCAUCAGCGUCGUACAUCAGCUUUGUCACAAUAUUGAUCGUAUAGCGAAAUUGUCGUUGAAGGAGCAGAGCGGCUUUCCACCAGACUACGUAGUCUCACAGCUAGAAGCCAUCACUAUACUCUGUCACUAUUGUCUGCUCGACAACACACAACAGACCACGCUCUCACAUCUCUUCAAUCAGGCCUACCCACAGACCAGCGUCUCAGCGCAGAGCUCCAAUACCGGCCAAUUGCUCAACAGCAUUGUACAUUCAUUCCUGUCCAGCGCUGCUGCGGCCGCCGCCGCCACAUCACAAUCCUCGGAGGCGCAGGCGCCACGCAAUCCACAGUUGCUAGCUGCGCGCAAUGCCGUGCUUUCACAUCUCUCGCGCAUCGUUACCAGCGUUGCGGCCGUCUGGGAUAGUGAAUUGGGUCAAGUGCGUCCGGUGAAGCAACAGCUAAUGGAAUUCCUAUCGCCGGUGUCGUUGCAUCAUGGCGCCAACUUCCUUGCUGCUGUCGCAGUUACCUGGCAAGAGCGCGGUGAAGCGUACGCCAAGCGCGCCAAACCACUCUCUUCACUCAGCAUACCCGAACAGUAUCUACGCAAUUCGGCGCCACAGGCAUGCGCCGAGCAAUUGAGUCUCGUUACGCUUGUCUCCAGCAUACGCGUUAUGCCGAUGGACUCAUUCGUACAAACACUACAUCAAGUGGUGCGCAAUCCGCCGCCCAUACAUCGACCACCCGUGCACCUCACCAUCGAAGUGAGCGCUUUAGAAUUAUUCUAUUUUUACAUGAAGUCCGCGCCUGCGCCACAACUUGGCGAUUCGUGGAGCUCUCUAUUGGCGCUACUGCGCGAUUGUCUCAACCUCACGCCAGCAGCACAAUUUGUAUUGCUGAUGUUGCUCAAUGAAUUUGUGCAACGUUGUCCGCAAAUGCCGUUUCCCGACAAAAAAGACAUACGUGACUUGCAUGACGUCACCGCGCGGCUGGUCGACUCGCUGUCGAAUGUGGCCGGUUCGUGUUUGGAACAAACCACUUGGUUGCGCCGUAACCUCGCUGUCAAAGAGGACAUCUCGCCAAUCACCUCAGAGGGUAGUCUACGCGAUAGCAUCGGUGGUCAGCAGCAACAGUAUGCCGUGCAAGCGCAAAGCGUUUUAGCGGCUACCUUAGCUAAUUUGCUGGAUGUCGCGUAUGGCUCGCAGGAGAAGGAUAAGGUAGUGAAUAUAAUAACAACGUUGCUGUACAACAUUACGCCAUACCUGAAAAAUCACACAGCGCGCAAUGUGCCCUCCUUCUAUGCCUGCUCCAGUCUUUUGGCAAGCCUCAGUGGCUAUCAGUAUACACGCAAGGCGUGGCGCAAGGACAUGCUCGAUCUGUUACUUGAUAAUACCUUUUUCCAGUUAGAUAUUUCCUGUCUGAGUUUCUGGAAGCAAAUUAUGGACAGUCUGAUGACUUACGACAAUACAACAUUCCGCGAACUGAUGAGCCGCGUCUCUUUAACGCAAACCGGCAGUUUAAAUAUCUUCACGUCGCGCGAGCAGGAGUAUGAGCAGCGCUCAAUGUUGUUGAAACGUUUGGCCUUUGUGAUAUUCUGCAGUGAAUUCGAUCAGUACCACAAGUAUAUGCCCGAAAUACAAGAACAACUGGCGAACAGCUUACGCCUACUUUCCAUGGUGCCAUCCGUGCAGGCAGCCGUUUUUCUUUGCUUCCGUGUACUCCUGCUACGCAUGUCAGCUGAUCACGUGACAUCCUUGUGGCCCAUUAUAAUUGCCGAGAUGGUGCAUGUGUUCUUGGCUAUGGAGCAAGAGUUGAAAUCCGAUGGCGAGGACUUGAGCCAACAAAUGCGUUUACUCUCCGGCAUGGACGUUUCGUGGUCAUCAAAUUCCUCCAGCAAUGGUUUGAGUUCACAAAAUCAGGUGACACACUGGCGCUCAGUGCAGCUGGAAGCGUCGAAGCUGCUUGAAUUAGGCUGUGUGUUGCCGGCGACCAAUUUGCCACAUUUCCAAAUGUACCGUUGGGCUUUCGUGGGCACCGAAUUCGAUGUGCACGAGGAGGUGCCGAUUAUGAAUGGCAGCAGUGAUGAGCUGAUGACAACAGCCACAUUGCCAACGACAAUCUAUGUGCCGCACAUACGACGCAUCGGACGAUUGAUGGACAUGAAGUAUGCAGUACAUUCGCCGACCAACAAUGUAAAACGUGGCCGCCACCUAAUGCUUACCUUCCAGCAAAUCCAUUCGCUGCAAGAUCUAUACGGUUUCUUCUCUACACUGAGCGUCAAUUGUCCCAAUCCACACAACCACGCUGAUAUCGACAAGGAGGUGGCCAGCUGUUUGGCCGAAAUUGAGGAUGUGCUAGCUAAGGAUUUUCUUGAGAAGAUGCCGACCAGCACAACGCCUAGGUGAAAAUUAGUGACGGCGAUCCGUGAAGUUGCCGGCGAACUGGAGUCGAGCGGUAGCGCUUUCAGCAGUCGCGUCACAGCGGCUUGUCACUUCAAACUAUUGCAUUAUCACCAGCAACAACAGCAGCAGCACCAACAGUCGACGCAUGCAGAGACGAGCUACACGCUCGGUAUUAAUCACAGCACCACAACAACUACAACUAAAAAAAGUAAUUUCCCAUUCUAUGUUUGAGUAAAGUAAAGGCCAGCAACAGGUGAAAAAGUGGAAAACCUAGAACCUAGUGCUAGAAUAACGGUGAAUUUGCGUUAAGUAGUGCGAGAGGGCAUAAAUGUAUUAGAUCAAGCGAAACGGACCACACUUUUAAUGACUUUUAAGCUUAAUGGCUAUAAGGAAACAAAGAAAGAAAGAAAGGAAAAUAACACACACACACACACUAAUUAUACCUACCAAUAUUAACGCCCUGUAUUUAUAUAAUUAAUUACUAUUAGCUAAUAUGCAAAAAGAAAGAAAAAAAUAUUAUAAAAGAUGCGAUAAAUGGCGUAUUUGCGCAUGCGCUGCAUUAUUAUGAUAUCCUUAUACAUACCUACAUUAAUUAAUUGCAUACAUAUAAAGAAAAAAAUAUAUAUAAUACAUACACACAUACAUGCAUAGAGUGUUGUUUCGAGUUUUUGCUCAGCAGUGUAAAAUUGUUGGCAAUGCAAAGACCACAGCUUACUAUUUGAAUGAUAGAAUUUUAAACGAAGAGAAAAUGAUGAAACAGAAAAUCAGAAAAAUGUAAUGACGAUAGAGAAGAUGAUUAUGAUGAUGAAAAAGAUGUGAAUAAAGAUGAUGACGAUUAAGAAAAUUGAAAAAAAAGAUGAGGAUGAUGAAAAUAGAGAACAAAGAGACGAUGGAAAAGAAGAAAAUGAUAAUGUUAAUGAAACGUGUACAAUAAAGUAGCUGAAAGACGGAUGGUGUCAAUGUUGGUGUUGGUGUUGGCGGUGAAGUUUGCAAUGAAUCACAAAUAUAAACAAAAACAAACAAAGCAUGCAUUCAAUACAGCCCCUCACCACCCCAUUGCCUCAUCAAUUGUCACUGUGUGCAAUUAUGUUUGUUAAAUAAAAACUUUGUGUAUUCAAUUGACAUUCGUCUGCGCUAUUAAGCGGACUGUAAGGGGUGCCUGUGGCUGUGGGAGUUUCUAGCAAGUGCAUAUUUGCAAAGAAGUUCUUCACUUGUAGAAUUCAUUAUUGAGCUGCUCGCCAAUUUGGCGCUGCUAUUCGGUGUUUUGCGGAGCAACGCUUGGCUGGUCUUGGCUUGGCUUGUCGUCGCCGUGCUGUUCUUCAUACAUUGGCCCAUCGCUGUUUUGGGUGUAAUUUUCAAUUAUGGCGACUAUCGCGCAGCUGCUUACUUCGAUAAUGUAUUUCUCAUACUAUUCGAAUAUAUACUGGCUUUGGUGAUUUUUGGCUACUGCUCAUAUCUUGUCUACUCCUACUUCCAUCAAUUGCGGAAUAGUCAGUCAUCGACACCACAUGGCGUUGUCGUGUAAAUACAUAAUAUACCUAUGUACUUAGCCAUAUACUAUGCUACAUGCAUAUACAUAAAUGCAUUAUGAGUACAAAAUCGAAAACACCAAAAUAAGUUUUUUUGUUUUUGUUUUAAUUUUACGGCGGCAAUGUGUAGCCACCUUAAUGCAGUAAGCAUAUUUUAUGUAUGAAUUUUUAAAUUAUUAUCAUAUGAUUAUAUAUAAUUGUCUACUUAUAUAUAUAUAUUAUAAAAUAAAAUAAAUUAUUUUAUAUUAACAAACAUUUUUUAAUAUUAUAAUUUUUUUUAAUCAGUUUUAUCUUUAGCUAUAUAUCUAUAUCUAUAUAUGUAGGUAUGUAUGUAUUACUGCUGAAACUUAUUUAUUGCCUAAUUAAUAUGUUAAUUUCCUCGCCAUCGCUUAAGCAGACUACGUCGCAGCCAUUCUCUACUUUAUAUUUUCUAAUUCUUUACAUUUUUAAUUCAGCGUUAAAACAAAUAAAUAAAAGCGAAAAAUACCAGUA